Molecule: messenger RNA, 2670 nt
Organism: Pecten maximus
Lineage: Eukaryota; Metazoa; Mollusca; Bivalvia; Pectinida; Pectinidae
Exons: 3
Coding region: 407-1333 (308 amino acids)
Source: RefSeq, a predicted model, not a curated record
UGCUGCCCAAUUAACUAAUACAUUCAUGUCGUACAGCAAUAGUGUAAUGUCCAGCAAUAACCACACAAGUAUGAUAUGCUACGCAUAAAUCUCACAGCUACCGAAAUCAAUCUGGACCUUGGAUUUAAUGAUAUGAUGGCGAUCAAGCACAGAAAGUGCUGACAACAUGCCAUAUAUUAUGUUCUCAUGGAAACGCCGGACGGAUAACUUUUUUAUAUUUUUGAUUCAUGCUUUUGACUAGGUAACCCCAGUUACCCCCGCAGAAUUGGCGGUAUAUAUAAGGGGCGAUAGAGGUACAGAACUGUCAGCUGCGGAUGUUGUAAGCGGCGUCAUCGUGUGGCCUGUACAGAACUGCUACAUCUCUCGUAUAGUACAGGAAUAAGGUGGACCAGAACUUUGAAGGUAAAUGACAGCUUCAUACGUGAAAUCGAAUAUGGUUUCCCUACUCUCCGUCUUUAGCAAAUGCAUACUCUUGACGUUGUGUGUAUCACACGGAUCAUGUGGCACGCAUAAUGGGUCUAACGAUGUGGAUGGCCUUACCCGAGAGGACGAGAGAAAACUGGACAGCAUUGCAAACAGCCUUAUGGAGAAAACACCUCUUGAUUCUCUUGAAAGCGAUGAUAUAGUCGACAAACGCAUGAUGGAUCCCCUAGCUAAUGGUCUUGUCGGGAAACGCUACAUUGACGACUUAGCUAGUGGCCUGAUUGGGAAACGCUACAUUGACGACUUAGCUAGUGGCCUGAUUGGGAAACGCUACAUUGGUGAUAUCGCAAACGGACUGAUCGGAAAAAGAUAUAUAGGCGGUAUUGCGAACGGCUUAAUCGGGAAACGUUACAUUGGUGGUAUAGCGAACGGCUUAAUAGGAAAACGCUACAUGGGCAGCAUAGCAAACGGUUUAAUCGGGAAACGUUAUAUGGGCAGCAUAGCAAACGGCUUAAUUGGAAAACGUUACAUGGGCAGUAUUGCGAACGGCUUAAUUGGAAAACGUUAUAUUGGUGGUAUAGCGAAUGGCUUAAUUGGGAAACGCUAUGUUGAUGAUAUUGCCAGCGACUUGAUCGGAAAACGUGAAGACAAUGGACAGACGCACGAGGAAAAGCGGUAUAUCGACUCUCUUGCAAGUGGCAUCAUCGGUAAAAGAUCGGGUAACGAUGACGGCUAUGAAGGCGAAGGUACAGACGUCAACAAGCGUUAUAUCGAUAACCUGGCAAGUGGUCUCAUUGGGAAAAGAGCGCCAAGUCCUUUUCGACGAAGAAGUCUCCAAGCUUUGCUAGCGAAAAGGCCAUUUGGACAGAUUGCCAAUGGUUUGAUUGGAAAGAGAAAUAUCGCAGGUUGAGGCGCACGAGAGUAGGGUCUACGAACAAGAACGAACAUGAACAUUACAUAUUGAUAAUGUCGGUAUAUCUUGUGAUAUUUAUUGACUUUACCGAAUAGAACAAUAUAUAAGAAAUGGAUUUGUCGUAGUUAUCGAAUGUAUUUUUUUGUUUGGCAGGUGUUAUAUUUAAAUAGAAGUAAAGGACAAAUUAUCUGACAGAAAUUUUAUAUUUAUAAAUGAAUAUAGAAUAGCGUCUAGUGUCACAUAUAGAGCUAACUUUAUUAUUGAGUUUUCGUAUAUAUUUAUAUAUGAUCGGUAAUAUCAAAUUAACUUAUAUUGAUUUUUCCCCGCGCAAUAUAGAGUAUAUUUUUCACAAAUGGUCUCUUUCUGGUGUAUAUAUUACCUGUAUGAUAAUCAGAAUACAAUAUAAUGUUCAUGUUUGUCUCGGGACGGAAACGAUACAAAGAUUGGUGGCUCCUCAAUCUUUGACGGCGGAAUAAACAUUAAAUUUCACAAAAGUUAAAGAGUUAGUAUAUUAUUGACUAAGAGGCCUUUUUAUGUAUCUUAACAAUUCCUUUUGUUUUGAACCUUUUGCUUACAUGUCCCAUUUGGUAGCAUCCUGGACCAAGAAAAAAAUAUUAAAGUAGAGGUAGCUGGGAGGAAUCGUAUGGUUAUAUACGGUGAAAAUCAGAAAGAUUAAGUGUCUUCUAUCUCAUAGCCUACCAUUAAAGAAAGACAAUUGUAAACAUGUAUAAAAUUUAAAUGAUAAUAAAGUAUUUCCGGGGGAGAUCCAAAUAUUGCCUAUCCCUUGCGACUCUGGGUUGAAAGUCGGUGCUGCCUAUACCUAUUUAGCUUUUAUGCUACUAAAUUCAACAAUGAUUCGGUCAACGAAAUCGUCCAUUAUUCCCACUAUCUUCAGUGCAUUUCAUCCUACACUCAUUAACGUGUUCCUCGAAUUACGCUGCAGUUUAAUUCACAACAGUUCACUACUAGUGUACCAUCGGUAUCGACAUUCGAUCGUAUGUAUUAUUUUCUCUUAUAGGGAGUAGUUUGUUGGUAUUGCUGUCAUUUAUUUAAACCUCGCUGUAUGAUAUAUGUUGCAUGCUUCUUUGUCUUGGUUAAUAUUACUAUAUAUUUAGUGUUCCGAGUUACACAAGGCAAAUCAAUUUACAAAACUGUGCUGCAAUAACAGUAUCGUGUUACUACACUGACACAUCCGCUGGAUAUAUCAUACAAGAACAUUUUGCAAUGAAAAAGUUUUUUUCAGGAUUGUGAAGCAGUCUAUAUCUUUCUUAACAUGGGCAUGUUGUAUUCUUUUUUAUUUGUUCAUGCAUUGAAAUAAAGAUAUUGUUAUAUAU